This is a messenger RNA of Amoebophrya sp. A120, 1484 nucleotides long. NCBI's taxonomy places the organism in Eukaryota, Dinophyceae, Syndiniales, Amoebophryaceae. The record is from the annotation of a GenBank genome assembly.
UAUUUAUUCAGCAUUAUGUAGUGUAGCUAGUGUCAAUAAAGCAAACGCAGCAAAAUGUUCCGCCUGCGUCGCAGUUGCCGCCUGCAGCGUGCUGCGAACUUCUUAGACGGUCAGGUGCCCGGCUACGCAGCAGCACUCCGCUCCCAAAAUUGCGAACCGCGUGUCCGGGAGUCCCUCAGUAGACCAUCCACAUUGGAAGGCCUAGCGGCGGAUGCGCCUCACAAGACCCUUCUGAUGCGACUCUACGAAAAUUUUUUGCAGCCGUUGGUGCCGAGUACUGUAUCGUCUUCCUCCUCAACGAUGUACCAAACCAACGGUAACGAACUUACGGUAGCAUCAGCGACUUCAUCUCCCUUGGCGCUAGUCAGGUCAGGUUCUUUCCCUGCACAGUUGACAGACACAAGAAAUGUAAGUUGCGAGUUAAGGUCUACGGCCGGGGGCCUGGAGCUGUACAACCGCACUGCAAUCGUGGCCCGGGAACCGUAUGUCGAGCUGGUUCCUCGUGUAUCACCAAAUCACACUGGAGCAUUUGGCUACCCGCGCCGGGGUCUUUUACCAGAAGCGGUGGCGGUCAAGUUUCCGAACCUUCUGGUGGAUCCCGUCUUGCCUCCGGACCCAAACCAAAAACGAACCUGCAGCUCCAUCUAUUUGAGUAGUCGCCUGCACGGGUCGACGUGCCCGGUCUUUCUAGCCGUGUACUCCGGAGGGGGUGCGCUGGCGGGGGUCACCACGGGGGCCGAGCCCUGGCGUCGCGUCUGUGCGCGAAUCUUGGAACCGCAAGGAGGAGCAUAUGCGGCAACAGCAGGUGCACGAGUUGGUGAGCAGAAGUUUGGACAAAACCAAAUCGCAGAUACUGGGAUGAAGUCGUCAAAAAAGAAGAUAUCUUUCGUGUCGUUGCACUUGUCGGAUUCGUGGCUGGGGCGCCGGCUCGCCGGUGGUGUGACAAAGGUUUUCUUGCGCAAGCGCCUUGGGACUACACCAGCGACGGACACCAGCCAGAAAAAGACGCUGGAAGCGCACGACGCAUACGUUUACAAAGGUCGGUGGACCCGGGAGCUCGAAGCCCUCCUCGGCAACGUAUCUGACCACCGGGAGCUGCCCAGCUUUUUUCUGAUUGACAGCAAAGGCCUAAUCCGGUGGCAGGCGCAGGGGCUACCGACCGAGGCGGCAGAAAGCGCACUACGUGAAGCGAUGGGAGGUGCCGCACGAAGGGAGCUUUGGGGAACAGCAAGCGGCACCACCGUCACUACAAAUUACUACCGAUCUCAGAGGGAUUGCGCGUUCUCAGGGAUUGCGCGGUAAGCAGCCGCAAACAACUCAGUGCGGUUUACUGCUAAUACAAGGCAUUAUCAACGUGACUCUGGGCCCGGACUAGAGGCUUGUCGCGCGAAUGCGAACUAGAAAAAGACCCUGAACCGUGAAUGUACUUUCUCCUGGUAGGAUACGCGUAAUUCUUGGACAGUGCACCUUGCGCACAGAAAAUG